Elaeis guineensis (African oil palm) is the source of this 4459-nucleotide messenger RNA. The record is from RefSeq and is a predicted model, not a curated record. Lineage: Eukaryota; Viridiplantae; Streptophyta; Magnoliopsida; Arecales; Arecaceae.
CCGCCCAAUGAGUUGGAUCGAGGGCAAGUGUGUGCGACUCGAGUUGGGUUAGCCCAGCCAGAUCCGAUCAGACGGCUCGAGAUAUGCGUGGGUUUAGUGGUUUAGCCCUCCCAAGAAAAGGAACUACCAAACCGGCUCGAGCCGUGCAAGAUCGGGCCCAGAGGCAAGAAAUAAGGGUCCGAGAGUUACGCGGCGAGGCAGAGCGGCGCAGAAGGGGCGGCAGAGCGACCGGAAGAACAAAGGGACGUUGGGAAGGAAUCGAAGGCGAACAUGGGGAGAGUGGGCGACUUGGCCUUCAAGGCUUUCACGGCCGGCCUCGGCGUCGCCACCCUCUACCUCACUGUCACCUUCUCCAUCAACGUCUACCGCGGCCUCUCCUGGCACAGCGCCCAAACGUCUUUUUUUUUUUACAGAAAUUGGAGAAGGAAAAAUCUGAAGAGUGAAAAUUGCUUUUGGAGUUCUCAUGUUGUCUUUGAUUCUAUCUUGUUAUAUUUCUAAGCAAUGAGCACAAAGGUGGCUGAAUCAGCAGUUUGAAUUGGAACUUCGGGGAAGGAAACUUUUCUAUUCGUUGCAUGGCCCAGAAGCAAGGGGCAUCUGUAGUUCAGAUUCCAUUUGAACUUCCUUGCAAUUUUGCAUCUAUAAGUAUGAAAAUGUGUAAUGAGAUUUAGACAUAUGUCCCAUUGGGUUGCAACAGAUAUCUCUUAGAUUUAGUUACCGCGGAGACUUGCCCAUACAACUGGUUCUUAGUUUAAUUGAAAAUUGGCAAAAUUCUAUAACAUGUUUUUACUCUUCCCGGUUUUUUUUUUUUGAAAAUGCUUUUGCAGUGACAAGGAUGUUUGCAUCCAGCUUCAAAUUGGAAUGAGGCUUCAUGGUAAUAAUUCUGGCUAAAAUUUUCAAGGUGGAUGCAUGACUAUUUGAGCCCGUGUUUAAUGAUUCUAUCUGUUUUACUUGCUAGAAUGGAGACUGGUUUACAUGGUUGAUUAUUGGCUGAACCAGUUGCUACCUGGUGAACUGUGAAUCAAUUAUAUUUAUCGUUUUGAAUGGUGUAACCUUAAUGUCAGCUGCAGAACUAUCCCAUAUCUUUUAACAUUAGAUAAUCAAGGGGAACAAUAGCAUUUGUAGUUGUUAAUUCUCAGCAUCUAGAUAGAAAACACUAGUUGCUGAAUUAACAAUGAUAGGCAGACUAAAGAAAACUGUUAAAUGAAUUGGUAGUGUUUCUGUUUCAAUGCAAAUUUUGUUGCAGGUAAGUGAAAUCAUAAGCAGUGGCACCCAUAAUAUGAAUUGUUUUGCCUAAUCUGUUAACUUUUAUAGUUCUCGAUAAGAUUAUCCAGUGAAGGAGAUUUUUGUACGGUAAUCUCUUUGAUCAACUGGCUUCCUUAUUGAGUUUUUCUGAUCCACCCCCUAUGCUUGUGGAUGUUAGUUUCUUAUCAUCUAAUUACAAGAAGAUAUGUACUGUUGAGUGAGUGACUCUUUGGGAUGUAUCUAUUCCAGAUCAAGAUUUAAUUCCCGGAUUACCAAAAAAAAGGGGAAAAAAAAAAGGAAAUAGAGCAAGUUUAAUUUAAUUUAUUCCUAAAUUUCAUUCGAAACGAAACCCCGGCCGGACAGGAUUCCACCCAGGACAUGCGAAAAGUACGCGAGCGACGUGUCUUUUUUCCGUUGCAUCUAAUCUAAGAAUAAGAAAUUUAAACCAUCGUUAUCCAGAGGACCCAAAACAACGGUAAUUCUGUCAAACGGCAUCAGCAGUAGUCUCCUGCCAAUCCUCCCUCUCCCUCCAAUACCCCCAAAGAUCCAGAUCUCACUCAAUCAUCCUCCUGCCUCCCAGUUUUAAAGCCAAAGAGAUUGAACUGCGAUGACCCUCGUCUCCCUCCCCUUCUCUUCUCGUCAAUUCUUUCACCAAACCUUCCUCUGUAGAGAGGAAAAAUGGAUUCCUUUACUCCAGAGGCGGCGGCACGGGCACGGCGGCAGUACCAAUAACGACUUGUUGGCAAGACGGAAGGGUGGAAUGAUGAUAACAGUGGCGGCCAAGUCCAAAGAGCUGGUGCUCGGCAACCCGGCGGUGGCAGUGGAGAAGGGCAAGUACAGCUACGACGUGGAGAGCCUCAUCGACAAGCUGAGCAGCCUCCCGCCGCGCGGCAGCAUCGCCCGCUGCCUCGACACCUUCCGCAACCGGCUCUCCCUCUCGGACCUCGGCCUCGUCUUCAAGGAAUUCGCCCGCCGCGGCGACUGGCAGCGCUCCCUCCGCCUCUUCAAGUACAUGCAGCGCCAGUCCUGGUGCCGCCCCGACGAGCACAUCCACGCCAUCCUUAUUGGCGUCCUCGGCCGCGAAGCCCUCCUCGACAAGUGCCUCGACGUCUUCAACGACAUGCCCUCCCACGGCGUCCCCCGCACCGCCCUCUCCUACACCGCCAUCAUCAACGCCUACGGCCGCAAUGGCGACCAUUCCGCUGCCCUCUCCCUCCUCGCCCAGAUGAAGUCCGACAGCGUCGCCCCCACCGCGCUCACCUACAACACCGUCAUCAACUCCUGCGCCCGCGGCGGCGUCCCCUGGGACCAGCUCCUCGGCCUCUUCGCCGAGAUGCGCCAUGAUGGCGUCCGCCCCGACCUCGUCACCUACAACACCCUCCUCGCCGCCGCCGGCGCCCGCGGCCUCGCCGACGAGGCCGAGAUGGUGCUCCGCACCAUGCUCGACGCCGGCGUCGCCCCGGAUAACUCCACCCACACCUACCUCGUCGACACCUUCGCCAAGCUCGGCCGGCUGGAGAGAGUCUCCGAGCUGCUCGAUGAAAUGGCGGCCGGCGGGCACCUCCCGGACGCCGCCGCGUACAAUCUACUGAUGGAGGCCUUCGCUCGGGCCGGAGCUGCCAAGGAAGCCGUGGGCGUGCUCCGCCAGAUGCAGGCGGCUGGGUGCCCGCCGACCGCCGCCACGUACAGCAUUUUACUCGGGCUGUACGGGCGGAGCGGCCGGUACGAGGACGUGCGGGAACUGUUCUUGGAGAUGAAGGUCGGGAACACGGCGCCGGACGCCGACACCUACAACAUCCUCCUCCAAGUAUUCGGGGAGGGGGGCUACUUCAAGGAGGUUAUCACACUGUUCGACGACAUGGUGGAGGAGAAGGUGGAGCCCAAUAUGGAGACUUACGAAGGCCUUAUGCUUGCCUGUGGCAAGGGCGGCCUUCAUCAAGAUGCCAAGGCCGUGCUUUCUCAGAUGAACAGCAAGGGAGUUGUACCGAGCCCCAGGGCCUACACUGGAGUAGUUGAAGCUUAUGGGCAGGCAGCUCUAUAUGAGGAAGCAUUUGUUGCAUUCAAUACAAUGCAUGAGAUCGGGAGCAUGCCGACAGUGGAGACUUACAAUUCCCUCGUGAAUGCAUUUGCUAGAGGUGGGUUGUUCAAGGAAUCGCAGGCAAUCUUGGCACGGAUGAGAGGAGCAGGGUUUCAGAUGAAUGAGGAUUCUUUCAAUGGACUCAUCGAGGGGUACUGCCAGGGAGGGCAGUUUGAGGAUGCUCUCAAGGCGUUUGUGGAAAUGCAGAAGUCGAGGUGCAGUCCGAAUGAGCGGACCCUUGAGGCGGUUCUGAGUGUAUAUAGUGCUGCCGGGCUUGUUGAUGAAAGCAAGGAGCAGUUCCAGGAAAUUCAGUCGGCAGGGAUCAUGCCAAGCAUCUUGGCCCACUGCAUGUUGCUUUCAGUUUAUGCUAAAAAUGACAGGUGGGAUGAAGCUUAUGAACUGCUGGAAGAAAUGAAAACAAACAGGGUUUCCAGCACUCAUCAAAUGAUUGCUUCCAUGAUUAAAGGGGAAUAUGAUGAUGAAUCAAACUGGCAGAUGGUGGAAUAUGUCUUUGACAAAUAUAAUGCUGAAGGUUGUGGUUUUGGUCUGAGAUUUUAUAAUGCACUUCUAGAAGCACUCUGGUGGUUGGGCCAAAAGGCACGGGCUGCACGGGUGCUUCAUGAAGCUAUAAGGCGCGGGCUCUUUCCUGAGCUAUAUCGUCAAAGCAAGCUAGUGUGGUCUGCUGAUGUACAUAGGAUGUCAGUAGGUGGAGCUCUUACAGCACUUUCGGUUUGGCUUAAUGAGAUUCAUGAAAGAUUCAAGAGAGGGGAUAAUCUCCCUCAUUUGGCAACCAUCAUAGUAGUACGUGGAGAGAUGGAGAAGAGUACUGCAGCGAAGGGAUUACCUGUUGCAAAGGCAGUAUACUCUUUUAUGAGAGAGAAAAUAUCUCCAUCAUUUCAUAUUCCUGGAUGGAACAAGGGCCGCAUUGUCUGCCACCGGUCCCUGCUGAAACGACUGUCAUCAGUAGUCUCAGAGAAAUCUCCAAAUGAAUCUACAGAGGAAUUUGUUUCAAUUUCUAAUUCAUCUUUUCCAUCUCCUGGGACUCGAUUAUAUACUGCAGAUAUUGAUGGUGGUGAUGACCGAAUUAUUGCUGACGAGACAAUGAGCGCUGAAACAGAAGAAGAGCUCAUGACAAUUUGA